AUGCUCCAGGAAGUGAAAGACAAAUUUUACGGUGGCCCAUUCCGCAAAGGCCGUCUUCAUGUCUACCCAUUUGAAUUGGUGAUCGCUGUGACGAGUAACGCGCCGAUGAGUGAUCCCGGAAAUCUACAGAGAGUCAGUCCAGAAGAGCCCGAACACGCUUUUCUCCUUUGGAUAGCUGAGCUCCUGGACACCGGCGUGACCGACAAUGACCGGCUCCAGAUCAAACGUUUGCUGCUGUCCAUGCCUUUGAAGUUUGUUGUGCUGGCCUCAGAAGAGGCCAGAUAUUUUCACCAGGCAAACAUGAGAGAGCAGAUCGCCAUGCGGCACGAGAUAGAGUCCCGGACAGCCGUCCAGAAAAUUUACGAAUUCCAGAUGCUGCGAACGAAGAAGAACUGGAAGGCAAAGGAUAUUGCCGACCGGUACACGAAAGAGGUGGAGCAAGCCCCGCGGCCACAGGCUGAACAGGUCAGCCUGAAGUACAUCGAGAAUUGUUUCCAUAUUUGGGAUGCUCUUUUCACCAUUCCAGACGUCCAGGCCGUGAUCCUCGACAUGGAGAGAAGACAUGGUAUGAAAAGCCCUUUCCAUUUCAUGUCCCAGCUCCUUGCACUUGAGAUGAAAUGCAAGUCAGCUGAAACAGCUUUUUGGGCCGUCAGCUUCAUGCGCUUGUACAUCGACCGCGGUUUGAUGACCCAUGGUGAGAUGACAUUCCGAAACUUGACCGGUCGCAACACGAACCAGAAGGGUUGGCUUGACGUGAUCAUAGAGAAAAAGGCCGUGCUUGCUUGGCUACAAGGCCCCUUUGUGGAGAAGCUUGAGCUGGCUGAGUCAGAGAAGGUUCUUAUUCGCAGCAUCACGUCGGCUGAAACAGCUGAGAGGUUCUUUGCCACUGAUCAGGGCUGGAAAGCUGCCUGCCGAGCAGAGGCAGUGAGUUUGCUCGACUUCAUCUGGAAGGUGGUGUUUGGUGCCAAACACGAUGGUCAGUUGAAGAACUUGCUGAAGCAAAGCCGGACACCGGAGGAGUUGAUGGGAGUGGCUCCAUUUGCGGAUGACAUCCAGGCCAUCAAGGAUGAAGCCGAGCAGAAGAAAGAGGAGGAGGCGACACCAAGGGCGGCUGUAACAGCCGGCGUGCAUCCUGACGGAGAUGCAGACGACGGUGGCUACACUGAGCUCGUGCACAACAUGUGCACGGCGGAGGACAUCGAGAAGGACAAGGACAACGCGUUGAGCGCUUGGAUGGAAAAGGCUGACAACUUGGUCCGGAAAUUCAUUCACCUGACAGUCGACUGUAACAGUCAGACGGAGAUUUCAGAAGCUUUGAAAAACAUGGCUGUUGUGAAGAUGAUGGGGCAGGACAACAAGCGUAUCGGCGUGUUCUACGCAUGUCAACAUGCAGGUGAAAGCGACAGCAUGCCACAUUGUCGGAUCCCCGCAUUCAGGCUUGAUCAUCUGCAGAAGACGAUCGGCGGCACUAUCAAGGCCGCCGGCUUGGAUGCCUUGCCGCCAGGCGCUGUGUAUUUCAUCUUGAAUGGCGGCAGCUUCGGCAACAACGAUGCCUUCGGGAAGGCUUUCCUGGACGUCAACAACAAGGCUAUGGCCAAGAAUAAAGACCUUGUUUACCUGGCGCUGCAGGAGGAAUCGCUGCAAAAGCGACGGCUGCGCAAGAGAGGCGGUCUCAACUUGAUGCAAGGGGUCGUCAUCUUCACCCCGCCGAGUAUGGAGCUCAUCCAGGGCAGCAGCCACACAGCGGAGAGGCUGCACUUCACAAGCACCACUCCGAACUCCAACAUCAUCAGCGGGAUCUCGGUCGAAAGCUACGAGGAUCUGUGGUUGCUCGAGCCUGCGGUGAAGAAGCGCAUCAUGAAGGAUGGACUGGUCAGGGCCGGCGGGAGCUGCCCUGAGCACCUCAGGGAGGACAAACCGGAGAUCUCCGGCAAGGGCUCGAAGGUACCGCUCAGCUGGCACUCGUUGCCGCACCAGCUGUGGGAAGAAUUUUUUCAUUCCUACGAGCUGGAUGGCGGUGUUUUCCUAACACUUCUUGAUGACCAGCCGGCUGUAGCAGCCAUAAGGUGUCAGAAGCAGGCCGUGGGAUUGACCUUGAACUCGGCUCAUAUGGAGAUGAUGUAUGCUCGCCUGGCCGGCGUUGUCUUCCAAGCUUUCCGCGAUCCAAGUGAUGAUCUCUACGAGCCCGCUCUUGGGAAGCUGCUCGGAGUAAAGCCGAAGUCCAAGAAGACCACGGUGGAAGAGGAGGAGGACGACGAUGAGGAAGAUUUGGAAGAGCCGGAAGAAGAUGAAGCAGACGACGAUGAGGGGGACCUUGAGGAGGACGAAGGUCUGGGAACAGAGAGCUUCGCAUUGAAGGAUUUGGGCAUUGAUCACCGGCUCAUCCUGUGCGCGGAAAAGGAGCCGCAUUUACGGAAGUUCUUGAAGGAUCACCACCAGCCGAAAGUUUUGGUGAAGGACGUGCGAGAUUCUAGCUUCAUGGAGCAUGGAUCCGGCGCUCAGCUAUUGGUGGCAGGCUUCCCCUGCCAGCCGUUCUCGAGGCAAGGCUCGAAUCGCGGUGUGCGCGACCCGCGAGGUGACAUUGCUUCGCAUCUUUUGAAAUGGGUAGAUGCCCAUCGGCCGGACUCGUUUGUGCUUGAGAACGUGACCAACUUGAUGAAGCAUAAGAAGACCUUUAAGCGCAUCCUCAGGGACCUCAAAGCCAUUCCAAGCCGGAAGACUACAAUGACAGGCAAGAGAAAGCAUGUCGGCUGCAACAGCCGGGAGUCCAGCGGGAAGCAUGGUGGCAAAAAAGAUGGACGAGUAGACUAUGUUAUGUUACUCAGUGCAUUUCUUCGGGAUCAAGCAACAAACCGGCCUCGCCUCUUCAUCGUGGGCAUCGCAAAGUCCAAGCUGAAGCGGAAGUUUCACUUCCCAAAGCCAGGUACCUGCACCAGCUUGAAGAGCAGUCUGAGUACCAGCAAGACGGCUGCAACAGCCUCUGGCAAGUUGUCGGCCACAGGACAGCGCAACCUGGCCGUGGCAGAAGCAAAGUGGAAGAAGAAGGGCUUGGACAUGUGGUCCAAGUACAUCGCUGUGGACAUUGCCGCUUCCCCUUCGAGACCCAACAGCAUGAACAACAAUUGCUUGCCCUGCCUAACUUCGUGCCGAGCUUCAUGGGGCCCUCCUUUCAUCACGAAGCUGGGACGCCAGCUGAGUACGAAUGAGCUCUUGCGAGCGCAAGGCUUCGACCCCAAGAUUGUCGGCUGCAACAGCCAUCUGUCCAAGCGGCAGCUUGGGGCUGCAAUCGGAAAUGCAAUCACUUUGCCCGUCCUGAAGCAGAUCCUGGCUAAGAUUUUCCAGGCGAUGUCGUAG
This is a messenger RNA of Symbiodinium sp. CCMP2592, 3354 nucleotides long. Lineage: Eukaryota; Dinophyceae; Suessiales; Symbiodiniaceae. The record is from the annotation of a GenBank genome assembly.